GCCAGAGUCCAGGCUUGACUCAUCCCCCACCUCACUGGGGCUGAGGUCCCAGCUCUGUAACAGAAAUCAUCACUGCUUCAGCCCAGCACAGCGGAGAACGACCUAGCCCAGAACGCUCCUUUUUCCCUGCACCAUGGAGUACCUCUCCGCCCUGAAGCCCAGUGGCCUACUCAGGUCAGUAUCCAACAUGAGCUCUGAGCUUGGCCGUAGGGUUUGGACCUCAGCUUCACCACCUCAGCGACCUUUCCGUGUCUGUGAUCACAAGCGGACCACCCGGAAAGGUCUGACAGCUGCCACCCGGGAGGAACUGCUAGACAAGGCACUGGAGGCCCUACUGCUGAGUGGAGCGCUGACCCUGGUGCUGGAGGAGGAUGGGACCACGGUGGAGAGCGAAGACUUCUUCCAGUUGUUGGAGGAUGACACGUGCCUGAUGGUGCUGGAGUGUGGGCAGAGCUGGAGUCCCAGCAGGAGCGGGAUGCUGUCACUCGGCCUGGGCCAGGAGAAGCCCAAGCACAGCAAGGACAUCGCCCGCAUCACCUUUGACGUGUACAAGCAAAACCCUCGAGACCUCUUUGGGAGCCUGAACAUCAAGGCCACAUUCUAUGGGCUCUACUCCAUGAGUUGUGACAUUCAAGGACUCGGCCCAAAGAAAGUACUCAGGGAGCUCCUCCGGUGGACCUCCACACUGCUGCAAGGCCUGGGCCAUGUAUUGCUGGGAAUUUCCUCUACCCUUCGCCAAGUAGUGGAAGGGGCUGGGCAGUGGCAGCAGCGAGGUCGCCUUCAUCCUUACUGAGAAGGGGCUUGGAGCUACUGCCCUUAGACUCAUUCCAACAGACGCCUGUAGGGACUGCGACAUUAGGCCCAGGAACCUGUGGACAGUGCAGACUAGGUAACUCCCCUGGUUUCCCCACUGUCUUCUGACCCCGUCAGCAUGCCUUACACUGCUAGCCUAGUCCCAUUCCUGGAGAAUGCUGUCGCUUCCUGGCUAUCUUCUCAGCCUCCCACCCACCCUGAAAGGCCACAGGCUUUUCAGGCAUGUUCAUGCCACCCUGACUGCUGCUACCUCUAGAUGUUCAAACGGCUCCUCUCCCUGAGCUCCCAGUGCAGUGAAGACAGCCGUCCUGGGCUUCACUCUGAGAUCUCUAUUUUUUCAUACCCUUCUCAGGAAUAACAAAGGCAUUUCCAAUAAA
This is a messenger RNA of Artibeus jamaicensis (Jamaican fruit-eating bat), 1190 nucleotides long. RefSeq names its product cell death inducing DFFA like effector b (gene CIDEB). The transcript is spliced from 5 exons. Gene Ontology annotation, biological process: apoptotic process; regulation of apoptotic process. NCBI's taxonomy places the organism in Eukaryota, Metazoa, Chordata, Mammalia, Chiroptera, Phyllostomidae. The coding region runs from base 134 to 793 and encodes 219 amino acids. The record is from RefSeq and is a predicted model, not a curated record.